Molecule: messenger RNA, 5817 nt
Organism: Ochotona curzoniae (black-lipped pika)
Lineage: Eukaryota; Metazoa; Chordata; Mammalia; Lagomorpha; Ochotonidae
Gene: CCND2
Product: cyclin D2
Exons: 5
Coding region: 291-1157 (288 amino acids)
Biological process (GO): mitotic cell cycle phase transition; positive regulation of G1/S transition of mitotic cell cycle; regulation of cyclin-dependent protein serine/threonine kinase activity
Cellular component (GO): nucleus; cyclin-dependent protein kinase holoenzyme complex; cytoplasm
Molecular function (GO): cyclin-dependent protein serine/threonine kinase regulator activity
Source: RefSeq, a predicted model, not a curated record
CAGAGGCGAAGGGAGCGAGCUGGGGAGAGCCAGACAAGUUUGAGGGGAGGACGGGCGCGAGGCAGGCGGCCCCCGAGGCUCCGCUCGCCCACCGCCCAGCCCUUCCUCUCAGCUCCUCUGCUUCUCCCGCUGCCCUUGCCUUCUCCCCACACCCCCACACCCCGAAAAUCUCCUGUUUAGCCAAAGGAAGGAGGUAAAGGGAACUUUUCCCCCCUCCCCCUCAAAAAAAAAAAAAAAAAAACUUUUUCAGUCCGGAGAAAGUAGGAGAAGCAGGGGUCUCCCGGCUGGCCAUGGAGCUGCUGUGCUGCGAGGUGGACCCGGUCCGCAGGGCCGUGCCGGACCGCAACCUGCUGGACGACCGCGUUCUGCAGAACUUGCUCACCAUCGAGGAACGCUACCUUCCCCAAUGCUCCUACUUCAAGUGCGUGCAAAAGGACAUUCAGCCCUACAUGCGUAGGAUGGUGGCCACCUGGAUGCUGGAGGUCUGCGAGGAGCAGAAGUGCGAGGAGGAGGUCUUCCCGCUGGCCAUGAACUACCUGGACCGCUUCCUGGCCGGAGUGCCCACUCCCAAGACCCACCUGCAGCUGCUGGGCGCCGUCUGCAUGUUCCUGGCCUCGAAGCUCAAGGAGACCAUCCCGCUGACGGCGGAGAAGCUGUGCAUUUACACCGACAACUCCAUCAAGCCCCAGGAACUCCUGGAGUGGGAACUGGUGGUGCUGGGCAAAUUGAAGUGGAACCUGGCGGCCGUCACCCCCCAUGACUUCAUUGAGCACAUCUUGCGCAAGCUGCCCCAGCAGAGGGAAAAGCUGUCCCUGAUCCGCAAGCACGCUCAGACCUUCAUUGCGCUCUGCGCCACCGACUUCAAGUUCGCCAUGUAUCCGCCGUCGAUGAUUGCAACUGGAAGCGUGGGGGCAGCCAUCUGCGGGCUCCAGCAGGACGAAGAAGUGAGCUCGCUCACUUGCGAUGCCCUGACCGAGCUCCUGGCCAAGAUCACCAACACAGACGUGGAUUGCCUGAAAGCCUGCCAGGAGCAGAUUGAGGCCGUGCUGCUCAGCAGCCUGCAGCAGUUCCGUCAGGAGCAACGCGACGCAGCCAAGACCGAGGACGAACUGGACCAAGCCAGCACCCCUACGGACGUGCGGGACAUCGACCUGUGAGGCUGCCUGGAGGGCCGCGCGCGGGAGAGGCACGCUCGCCAUCUGUGCUCUCCUCUCUGGUCAUGUUUGCGUUUUUUUGUGUUUUAGGAUGAAACUUUAAUGGGAAAAAAAAAAACCUGUCCCCUCUCCCCCAUGUUAGAGCAAUAUUUAAAGAUCUGUUAGAAGUGAGAGAAAAGAGAAAAUGGUCCUAUCAAAAUAGCAUCAUUAAAAGCGUUUGGUGACUAUUCAGAAGUACAACAUAAGGGAAACCCUUGUAUAUGCGAACAGGUGUUGUGGGACUGUGUCAGACUAGGAGCAGUGCUUACCGGAAACCCUGCGGAGUAGCUAGAGAAUCUGUCCGUACGCCUGCAAUGCGGGAACAAAUUAGAAGAGACUCUCGGUCGGUCCUGUUAUGAGCUAGCGCAUCCACACCCCUCUCAGUUGCAUUUCAAGGAACUUGUGUACGCCAUUUAUGGCAUGAUUAGAUUGCCAAGCAAUGAACUCAACAAGGAAUUAGGAAUUGGGGUGGGAGGGUGGGGAGCGUGGUGGGGAGGGAGUACCCGAAACAAUCUCAUGACUGAACCGUGUUGGAUGGGAGAAGCACCCCCAAGUCACUAACAGGGGGGACUCUCCACCAGGUGUCACACCCCUGCGGUGGCUGCUCGCCAGGCACAGGUGGCUCCCCUCCUGAGUCUGGUGCUGGGUGACACCCCCUGCUUCUCCCGAAUACCGCACCGCGUCAUUACAUAAUAGAGAAACACAGCUUUGGGCCGUAACCAAAAGGCAGAGGGUGGGAUGUAGAACGGGAAUUUUUUUUUUUUUCUCAAAUCUUUAACUAUUUCAAAGAGGGUCAAGUGGCAUCCCCUUAGUAGGAUUUUUUUUUUUUUUUUUUUUUGGUGCUGAUUGGCAUGUCUGGUCCACAGUCGAGCAUUGUUAUAAACCAUUCCAUUCGAAAAGCACUUUGAAAAUUUGUUCCCGUGGGUUUGAUGGGAUGGUUUAUGCAAAUCAAGCUGAAUUGUCUUUUCCCCCUUUCUGGCCCCCCUUCCCACCAUGUCCCAGUUGGGGUGCCCCUUUCCUAUACCGGUCUCAGUCCUGGGGUUCCCCAGCCAUCCCCCCUGACAUUCCCGUCACGACAUUCCUCAGACAGGCCCACCAGCACAGCUCUGGGACCCUCUGGAUGGUGCAGAAGGAUCUUCCUCCUCUUCUAUUCCAGCUCUUCUCGGGACGCAGAGAGAAGAGUGUGUGCUGGUACCCAGACAGACAGCCGAGCACACGAGUGUGCCAUCCGCUGCCUUCUCCAUUGCGUUUCACUUCACUGCAAAGUUGUAUUCAGCGUACUUGAACAUGUUGGGGUUUUUUGUUUGUUUCCUCUCCACUUCUUAGAGGCAUUCGGUUAGCAGAGAGGUUGGAGCAUUGCCUUUUUUUUUUUUUUUUUGCACAAUGGUAAUUGACAGGUGAUGAAGCUAUUACAAUGUUUGCCUCUUUUUUUAAGUGAAAAAGAAAAACAUCAGAACAAGGCUAUGUUGAAGAGUUAUUUUAUACAUAGAUUGUCUUGUUUCGUAGGAUGAGGGUUGAAGACGGAGAAAAAUCUAAGGUCUCUUAUUUUCAUUUUAUUUUGUUCAUUUUUUUUUUAUUAUUAUUAUUUCUUUUUUGCGCUGCUAAGAAGCGGAGAUCGUCCUUUUCUCACAUUAACAGUACCUAGCUGUAAUGUUUUCACCGAGUGUGCUGCUAUUUUAUAAACAUUUUUAUAAUAUAUUAUUUUACUGCUUAAAUUCCAAGUCCUGAAGUAGGUGGUUAAGAUACAAGUUUCUUCAUACUGGAAAAGCCCUCCUUUGUAUGUUUUCUUCCGGUAGCAAAUUCAUGGUUAGUUUGGGGGUUUCUUUUUCUCUUCCUUAUUUCCUCCCCGCCCCCCUUCUGGUCACAUUCUUCUGACAGUGCAUUCUUUACCUCAGGUUUACUGGACAGAAUUAAUAACUACAAAAAGACAGCGACUUGCAUACCUCACAGCUCACACUUUUCUAGUCGGGAGGCAGGCAGGUGCGCCGGAGGCAGGCUGGAUGUGGCCCGGACUCAGAAACCUGGCCGUGCUUAAAGACUGUCAGGCUCCCAUUCUAGCUCCGGUGUGCUCCUCAUGAUGAAAACAAAAAUGUAUUGAACCAAGGGACACCCCCCCCACACACACACACACACACACGCACGGGCUUUUUCCUCCCCUGCAAGGUGCGUAACUCGGAUAUUGUACCCAAGUAGAUGAGGGAAUGAUGGUUUGCGCUGUGGGGAGCCUGCUGGCAGGUUGCAGGGCAGGGGUAGAGGGGUGCUGCUCCCACGGGCUUCUGCACCUGUGCAGGGUUCAUGCACUGCACGCUGCCUGCCCCUCUGUGUCUGUCUGUCUCCAUCCUGGCACAGAUCUCACCACCCUGUGUCCCGUCUGCGGCUUGAGCGCUUGGCGGGCAGGCUGGGCUUCCUCAUUCCAGCUCUAUCUUCCAGCCGCGGCAGGCAGGGCUAGGACCCGUGUGGUUUUCGGGGUUAGCACGGAAGGAUAAGACGGGAGAUAGGGCUGCAGAGUGGCCUGGAGGGGCCCACUUCUCUGCGGAGGCGAGAUCCCAGCCUUAGAAGUCAGGUCUUCUCAGGAAAGUGUGGUGCCUAGGUAGCAGGAGUGGCUCGAGUUUGAGAGAGGAAGGUUGAGCAGCUGGUAUUGAUGGAGAGCUUUGGGAAGAUGAUGCACUGGGUAUGUUCCCUGAGUGGGGACCAGCCCAGGAGCAUAGGCAGAGGCUGACUCCUGGGGUGAGCCGUGGCCCCCUGCUGCCGCUGCUGCAGUCCUAGCUUCCUCCCUUCCUUCCAGCAGCCUCCCAUGGUGUCGUGUCUUUUCUAGCUUUUUCUCCUUCCCAUCCACAUGGGGUGGCCGAGGUGGGGGUGGGCUGGCUUUUCUGCCCAUUUCCUCAAAAGAAAAACCCUAAAUUUUCUCGAGGGUCAGUUGCCCUCUCCGUGGGCCUUCUUCCGCCUGGUAAGGAGUCUUCUUCCCAGAGAGGUUCAGCUCUGCCCAUGGAUUUGAACCUGUUCUUUCUCCCCCUUCUCUUUAUCUCAUCUCCCGAGUGUUUCUGAUUAUUUUCUUACUUUCUAUCUCUUUUUCUUUUUUUUCCUGUUCUCCAUCAGUAUGGCAGGGAGUGAAUUGUUCACAACCCUGCCCACCUCACACCAGCCUGCCGAAUUCUGGUCCUUCCCCUAUCUUGGCCCAAUAAAACUAUGGGGAAGAAAUUAUAGGAUGCCAAAAAUACAUGCUGAGCAGGGAGAGGCCACGCAGGUGCGUAGUGGCCCAGGCGGGGCGCUUCUUGGGAAGGGGAGGGUGCUGCUCCGAGGAGGGCACAGCAGGUUGUUUGGGGGGCUUACAAAAGCCAGAGGAGACUGCUGCUGGGCUCCCAGGGCACCACUGCUUGGCCGUGGCCUGGUACGUCCAGGGUCUUUCCAGACUUUUUCUUGGCGCCCAGGUGGGGGCCCAAGGAGAGGAUUGGCUGAGUUUCCCCAAGAGGGGCUGAGAGAAGAAAGAUGGGUUUGCACCUUAUGCCGUGUAAAUAUCGAGUGUCUAGUUUCAGAAGAUGAUACUGGUUAGUGUGGGGUUGGAGAUGUGGGGACAGGGAGGAUGUCAGUGAGCUAGCUGGCUGCCAUGCCCAAAGGAUUCCUCAGUGUUUUUAUCUUUGAGACAGUCUGACCUUGGGAAUAGCUUUAAAAGAGAGGUUCGUGCCUGAGACGAUCAAGUCCCCCAUUAGCCAAGAAACCCAGGCUGCGGUGCCACGCCUCUGGCCGUCCGUCCACACAGAGUGGGGUGGGAAGACACUAGAAGAGGUUCAGGACCUGCCGUGCCUCGUGGCCUUUCGUGAUUCUAGAUCCUCAGCGAGCCAGGAAGAGCCCCCCAGCCUCUGACCUCGGGUGGUGGUGACAUGUACAUACCGCGCUGCCCGCCACUGCAGUCAGAUGCCCUCGCCUGCAGACCGCUUCGGGGACACCAAGUGCCUUACUGACUAUCGCCUUACACUUCGCCGUGUCUGUUGACAGGUGCCUGUCUUUGCAAACGGAAAAGAUAUCUGUUUGACUUUUGAAUUGGUUUUAGUUUCUUGCCGCUGGCCAGCUCCUCCUUCUGCAGCAAGUCACCAGGCUGUUAUUGGUCAUUCCUCCGUGAUGCGUUUUCACCCUUGUACCGUGUACCUCAGCUUGCCUUCCCUCCUUUUCUCUUUCAGUAUUUCCUCUCAGACUGAUUUUUUUCCUUUUUAUCCUUUUAUUACUAUUAUUAUUAUCUUUUUUUUUUUUUUUUUGCUUUAAAACGAGUGUGAUACCAUAUCAAGUCAAUGUUAUUCUCACAAUGUACUCUAUAAGAGGUGUGUGGUUGUUUAUUUUGGUCGGGAUGUUAGCAAGUGCUGAAGUAGCGCGACUCAUGUGAGCAAAGGUUUGUAGGAAGGAGGGGAACAUGUGUUGGCGAUCGAAGGUGGUGACACGAUGUCAGCCGCCUCCGGGCGAGCUCUUCUCUGUUCAGUGUUAAAAGUGUUUUUGUUUUUGUUUUUGUUUUUUUAAAGAAAGAAAAGUAAUAACCUGUUCUGACUAGUUGAAAGAUGGAAUUGAAGAUGGAAUUGAAAACGGUUUGGGUUGCAAUUAGGUUAUGCUAUUUGGACAAUAAACUCACCUUGACCUA